AUGUCCACUACAAAGUCUAGGGAAUUUAAUUUUGCUGAAGUGAAUUCAAUCUUGAUCGAUGUAUAUCUUAACAAGAACAGUAUAGAAGCACAAGUAAACCGAAUCCUAGAACAUAAUUUGGUGUUCGAAAAUAAUAACUAUCAGCAGUGGUUACUCAAAGCAGUCUCGGUCUUAGAUUUGACAACUCUAUCUGGUGAUGACACAAGGUCCAAUGUAAGAAGACUAUGUGUAAAGGCAGACAGACCAUUGCCAGAACUUAAUAUUGAUAUCAAAACAGCUGCAGUAUGUGUAUAUCCAAGCAGAGUGAGUGAUGCUAGUGAUACCAUUAAUAGAAUGCAAAAACAAGAUGUAAAAAUUGCAUCAGUUGCAACAGGAUUCCCCUCAGGCUUAUAUGACAUAGAAACAAGAACACUAGAAAUUAAAUAUGCUGUAUCAUGUGGUGCGCAUGAAAUUGAUGUCGUUAUAGACCGAAGCCUGGUGCUAACAGGCCAAUGGUUGAAGCUAUUUAACGAGCUGAAACAAAUGAAGGAAGCCUGUAAAGAUGCUCACAUGAAAGUGAUACUUGGUGUAGGAGAACUGGGGUCUUAUGAAAACGUGUACAGAGCAUCUAUAGUAUCAAUAUUAGCGGGUGCUAACUUUAUUAAGACAUCCACUGGCAAAGAGGCAGUCAAUGCAACUCUUCCUGUUGGCCUUGUAAUGUGCCGAGCUAUAAAGAGAUGUUACCAGGAUUAUAAUAUUAAGGUUGGUUUAAAGCCUGCGGGUGGUAUUAAAACAGCCCGUGAUGCCGUCAAUUGGUUAAUUUUAGUCCAAUCCGAGUUAGGGCCUGAGUGGGUAACGCCGGAGUACUUUAGGAUUGGUGCCUCCAGCCUAUUAGAUGAGAUUAAGAAGGAAUUAAAAUUGUUAUCAACAAACUAUUAA
Molecule: messenger RNA, 918 nt
Organism: Pieris macdunnoughi
Lineage: Eukaryota; Metazoa; Arthropoda; Insecta; Lepidoptera; Pieridae
Source: the annotation of a GenBank genome assembly